This is a messenger RNA of Chenopodium quinoa (quinoa), 2154 nucleotides long. RefSeq names its product ATP-dependent DNA helicase PIF1-like. Gene Ontology annotation, biological process: DNA repair; telomere maintenance. Lineage: Eukaryota; Viridiplantae; Streptophyta; Magnoliopsida; Caryophyllales; Amaranthaceae. Gene Ontology annotation, molecular function: DNA helicase activity. Bases 1 to 2154 code for a protein of 717 amino acids. The transcript has 4 exons. The record is from RefSeq and is a predicted model, not a curated record.
AUGCCUGUUGCCUUGCGCCGAUUAUUUGCAACAGUCCUUAUAUUUUGUCAACCGAGCGAUCCUGCUGCUUUAUGGGAAAAGAAUAAUCCUUUUCUUGGUGAAGACUUCUCUCAUAAAUUUCCACAACAGCUUCAAAAAGUGCAGCAGCUUAUUGUAAGGGCUAUAGAACAGCACCUUGAAGCCAUGGAAAAAUCACUUGCUUUUUUUGGUCUAGAUUAUCUAAACUCCCAAGUUAACGAUGAGUUCAGACGGACAAAGGACAUUCUAGAUGCCCUUGAUGCUCCUAUCCCAGAAGAAUGCUUAAGUUGCCGCUCUAGGUUGAACUCUGCACAGAAUGCUGCUUUUCUAUGUAUUAUGGAUCAUGUUAUAAAACAGAAGGGUGGAACCUUUUUUAUUGAUGGUCCAGGAGGCACAAGAAAGACCUUUCUGUACAAUGCUUUGUAUGCAGAAAUACGAUUAAUGAACAAGAUUGUUUUACCUACAGCAACAUUAGGAAUUGCUGCAGCAAACAUUCCUUCAGGUAGACCUGCUCAUUCAAGAUUUAAAAUACCGAUUGAUAGUGAAGCUUCUUUAGCAUGCGAUGUUCCAAAACAAGGCAGUUUAGCAGCACUACUAAAAGAAACUGCGCUUAUUAUAUGGGAUGAAGCUUCAAUGGCUAAGAAACAAAAUCUUGAGUCUUUGGAUCUGCUGUUACAGGAUAUAUGUGGGAAUAAGCUUACAUUUGGAGGCAAGGUUGUUGUCUUCGGAGGUGAUUUUAGGCAGGUUUUACCAGUGGUCCCUCAGAAAACUAUGAAGGAAGCAGUUGAGGCAAGUAUUGUUACUUCUUAUUUGUGGCCUAAAUUUAUCAAAUUUAGACUGACCGAAAAUAUAAGAGCAAGAGAAGAUCCUGUCUAUUCUGCUUUUUUGCUAGAGUUGGGAAAUGGGAAAUUACAACAGACAGAAAAUGCAAUCGUUGAAUUACCACAAGAAAUUGUCCAUUCCGCCAGCAAUCUAUCAGAAUUAGUCUCUACUGUUAUAGGCCAAACAUUCCCAGAAGUUGCUCAGGGACAGAUCGAUAGUCGAGUGUUUACUGAAAAAGCAAUUUUAACACCUAUGAAUGAUGAUGUGGAUUCUAUUAAUACAUCUAUGAUUGAACAAUUCCCAGGUCAAGCUGUUAGAUACAAAAGCUUUGAUGCCAUUUUAAAUGAUACAUGUAAUAUCUAUCCAACGGAAUUCAUUAACAAACUAUGCCCAGGUGGAAUGAGUCCUCAUGAGCUGAUAUUAAAGGAAAAUUGCCCUGUUAUACUGCUGAGAAAUUUGCUUCCUUCUGAGGGUUUAUGCAAUGGCACGAGACUAAUCUGCAAAAAAUUCUACCCAAAUGUGAUUCAGUGUGUUAUAGCAGUUGGCCACUACAAAGGAGAAGAUGUAUUCAUACACAGAGUCAAUUUAAGACCUUCUACUGGUGCCAGCUAUCCAUUUCAGUUUGAAAGAAAACAAUUUCCUAUCAAGUUAAGCUUUGCAAUGACAAUUAAUAAGUCCCAAGGACAGACUCUAAGUCAAGUAUCAAUUUAUCUUCCGCGUCCAUGCUUUUCACAUGGACAGCUUUAUGUAGCACUAUCCCGAGCUAAGAAAGCAAAAGAUGUCUGCGUUUUUACGAAAAGACCUACAGAGAAGAGUUCUUCAUCUGCUGUUAACAAUGUUGUGUCUUUUGAACUCUUACACUUAGCAGGACAGAAAGCAAAGGAAGCCAAUCUUUCAAGUGCAGAACCUGCUUCAACAAAGGAAGAUUCUGUAAGAGAAGAACCUGCUAAAACGGAUUCUAAAUCCAUGAAAACUGAUGAGGCAAAGGUUACAGAUGAAGGAUGCUUGGUUGUUGAUGAGGAUACUGUUAGUAUAGAACCCGUGAAAUCUGGAGUUGCUGUUAGGGAGGACCCUGGAAUAGCCGGAAUAGAGAUGAAAGCGGAAGUUAAGGAAGUAGAAGCACCUGCUGGUGAAAACGCGACAUUGGCCAGUGAUAAUCAUGCAAAUUCUUCUGAGAUUGUUGAUAAUUCUGACAAAAAGGCUCUCGCAAAUGAAGCAGAAACACCUGCAUCAGAAGAGAUUAAUGCUGAAGCUGCUGAAUCCAAGCAGCAUGAGUCUACUGGUGGAAUGCAAUCUGUUUCUGGUGGGGAUUAA